Molecule: messenger RNA, 2793 nt
Organism: Peromyscus leucopus (white-footed mouse)
Lineage: Eukaryota; Metazoa; Chordata; Mammalia; Rodentia; Cricetidae
Product: F-BAR and double SH3 domains protein 2
Biological process (GO): neuromuscular synaptic transmission; regulation of actin filament polymerization
Cellular component (GO): neuromuscular junction; recycling endosome
Molecular function (GO): protein binding
Source: RefSeq, a predicted model, not a curated record
AUGUGGACAGUGGCAAUCCUGUGCCGGUGGCAGAACUGCCGUGAGCUCCACAGUCUUAAUGCAGAUGCUGAAAGAGAAGAAGGAGAAGAGUUUGAAGACAACAUGGAUGUUUUUGAUGACAGCAGCUCCAGCCCUUCUGGCACUUUAAGGAAUUACCCACUUACCUGCAAAGUUGUUUAUUCCUAUAAGGCUUCUCAACCAGAUGAGUUGACCAUUGAGGAGCAUGAGGUGUUAGAAGUGAUUGAAGAUGGAGAUAUGGAAGACUGGGUAAAGGCUCGAAAUAAAGUUGGACAAGUGGGUUAUGUUCCAGAAAAAUACCUACAAUUUCCCACCUCAAACAGCCUACUGAGCAUGCUGCAGUCCUUGGCUGCUUUGGACAGUCGGUCCCACACAUCCAGCAAUUCCACAGAAGCAGAACUCGUUUCAGGCAGCCUCAAUGGAGAUGCUAGUGUCUGUUUUGUGAAAGCACUUUAUGAUUAUGAGGGCCAGACGGACGAUGAAUUGUCCUUUCCUGAGGGAGCAAUUAUCCGUAUCUUGAACAAAGAAAACCAGGAUGAUGAUGGCUUCUGGGAAGGGGAGUUCAAUGGUCGAAUUGGCGUUUUCCCAUCGGUGCUAGUGGAAGAACUCUCAGCCUCAGAGAAUGGUGACACUCCGUGGACAAGAGAGAUUCAGAUCUCUCCAUCCCCCAAGCUGCACACAUCCCUGCCUCCACUGCCGCUGAAUGACCAGCCUCCCAGCAGCCCUUAUCCCAGUCCAGAUAAGAGGAGCUCCCAGUUCUUCCCCCGGUCUCCUUCAGCCAAUGAAAACAGCCUUCAUGCCGAAUCACCAGGGUUCUCACAAGCAUCAAGGCAGACUCCUGACACCUCAUAUGGCAAGCUACGGCCUGUCCGGGCGGCACCCCACCACCCACACAGAACCACCGACGGCCAGCUGAGAAAAUGGAGGAUGUAGAGAUCACACUGGUGUGACAGUGGGUUUACCUUCCGUUCUUGCUACAAUCGAGGCCGGGCUUGGAGUUUGGCCAGUUGUUUCUAGGCACCUUUGCAUGAUGAUGACUCUUGAACAGAGCAAAACCGAGGAGGAUUCUAUGUGACUGGUUGGCCUGAUUGUGCCUUUUUUGUUGUCAUUUUCUAUGUCAUCUCUCCUACCAUAGCACAAACCAUAGCGGGUCCUAGAAGCAGAGGGGAGCAGCUCUCAUGCCUUAUGGUGGCCCAUUUUUAUAUGAGACUCAAGGCCAGGCCCAGAUCCAGGGCACAGACCCAGAAUUGCUGAUCAUGUGCACUUGUACAGUAUAUUACUGUGGCCACAAGGCUGUGGCAAAGAUCUCAUCUUUCUUCAAGUGGAUUUUGCUCUUCUGAUUAAGUAUUAAUCAGAUUAUGUCGGCUAUAUAAAGAAACAAGAAGGAUCCAGGAGAGGCUGGCUCCUCCCUGAGGUUCAUAUUCAUACUGAAAAUGCAACUUUACUGGGAAGAAAGUGGACUGCCUGAGCUUAGCGCCAAUUGCAUUAAUGCACAUCUCUUCCACAACUAACAGAUUUAAAAUAACAGUGUCCUUUGUAUUAAUAUUUAUGCCAUUCAUUUAGUAUUAGUGGGCUAACCUGGAGGGCUGAAGCCACAUCUUGCCCAUCACAUAGACUAGUAGAAGGGAGAUUAUGGCAGAAGCAGCAAUGGAGCUUCCAGAUUUAAAAUGAGCCACCUGAAUGUUCUCUUCGUCUUUGGGUAUUUCCCUCUUGGUUUCCCAGUGUAUACCCUUCUGACCAGUACCCUUUGGACCCAAGUAUCAGGCUGCAGUGAGGACAUAGGCCUACGUUGUGCAGCUUCUCUACUGGGAAGUCCCUUAUAUUAUUUUAUUCCCAAGCCAGAGCACUGGCCCAGACACCGGGUUGUGAUUGGUGCAGACAGACCAGCUGUCGCCUUUAGAAAGUGCAGCUUCAGGUCCCAUGCCUUGACAUUGUCUGGGUGAAGAACCUGUGAGCCCUGGAGGAAACCUGCUUCCUGUGGAAAGGAUAAAGAACUGCACCUCUGCACAGGUGAGACCAAGGAGACCAAACCUGCAGGUCCUGGGAGAGCCGCAGCAGCAGGGCCCUGAAGGGCUGCCCGCAAUGUGGACUGUGGGUCUUCUUGACCUAGGGAACAAAGUGAUGUUUGCCAAUUCUCUUUUCCUUGGUUAGGAAGUGAAAUUCACAGAUUUAAAGGUUGUCUGAUGCUUUGAAAUUUCCAUCCCUCCUGAGAAUCUCUAAAAACUUGAAAUGUCCACAUGUCCCCGUGGGAUUUUUGACCGAUGAUCACUUUAGCGAUGAUACUCUGGUGAAUCUUCUCCAUGAAUCUGGAUUUUUGGUUUUUGCAUUUAUCAGUUGAUCUAUUUGAGGUCUUUUUAUGUUUAUCAAACUUAUUCUUAAGUUUAAAAAAUUAAAGGCUGUUUUAAGAUUUUCAAAUUUGCCGAUCUUUAAAGUGCUUAUAGUAGAGCAUUUCCUGCCGCCCCGUCUUGUAUUCUCUUUAGCUAACCAAAUUGUCCUUGGAUUUGAGUUUCCCAUCACCUCAGUUAUUUGAACUCUUUUGUUAUAUUUUAAAAUAUUUUUUGGAAGAGCUGCUAAUUUUAUUUUAAGGAACAAAGUUGUAAAAAUAUGCCUUUUUAAAAAAUAACCCUUCUCUCCAGGCCGCGUAACCCGGCAUCACCACGCACAGGUCAGGGCUCAGAGGGAGCCUCCGUGCAGAUGCGCUUUCUUUACAGUGGCUGAAAAAGUUUGUAUUUAUUAUGUAUAAAAUGUUGAAUAAUAAAAAGUGGAAUUAAGUUU